Messenger RNA from Ictalurus furcatus (blue catfish), 1060 nucleotides. RefSeq names its product thioesterase superfamily member 6 (gene them6). The coding region runs from base 178 to 792 and encodes 204 amino acids. The record is from RefSeq and is a predicted model, not a curated record. The transcript is spliced from 4 exons. NCBI's taxonomy places the organism in Eukaryota, Metazoa, Chordata, Actinopteri, Siluriformes, Ictaluridae.
GAAGAGUCACUAGCUAAAUUUCUUCGCUUAGUUAAAAAGUUUAACUCUGAACGAGUCAGGAAUGACAGUUUAGCUGUCGAAUCCUAAACUAGUAUCUACAGAUAGUGGAGCAAGCAGCAUUUGUGAUUGGACCGCUGGCUGUCGAGGCAGUGAGCAAGACAAAGCGUGUUUCUGGCAAUGGGGGACCUGUUGUUGUGGGUGUUGGCCGUCUUGCUGGUACUCUUCUGCUUCUUCGAUGUAUGGUACUACCUUCGCGUGGUGGCUGUUUUACUCCGAGCCUGGUUCCUCUCUCCGGUGUUUGACGUCACAGCAGAGCAGGCUGUCGGAGGCCACGUCCUCCUCAACGAUAUUGACAUGUGUCACAUGAACAAUGCACGCUACCUGCGCGAGUGCGACUUCGCCCGCAUUUCCCUGUGCGCCCGCAACGGUGUGUUGAAAGCCACAAGGGACCUGGGGGCGGCCAUGGUGGCGGGUGCGAUUACCGUGCGCUACAGGAGGCCCUUGUGUGUGGGGGAAAAGUUCGAGCUGCGCACUCGUAUCGUCACAUGGGACGAGAAAGCGUUCUAUAUUGAGCAGCGCUUCGUGUCCAGUAAGGAUGGAAUGGUGGCAGCCGUCUUGUUCUGCAAACUAAACGUGAUGCGUGGCAGCCCAGAUAAAAUCCUCCAACACCUGUGCAAGAGAAAGGUUGAAGUUCCCGAGUUUCCUGAAGAGCUGCAGCAUUGGGUCAGUUUCAUAACGGCAAGCAGCCAAGCUCUGAAGGCCGAGAGUGGACUGGAGAAGAAAAGCGAAUGAGCAUUAACAUGAGCCUGAGAUCUUUGAGAUGCUGUACAAUGAUGUACAUGUUUACCUGCUGAACAUUCUGAUAAACACCAGCUCGAACGCGAUUCAGUGAAUCAUUUAUGUAUGAAUCAGUCGAAUCGCACUGUUGGAACAUCAGUGAUGGUUUUGUGCCAUACCACUGAUUAACUUUGUGUUGAUUUCAGAUUAAUGCAGGUGGUUAAUUGCCUUACUUUUCUGGUGUGUAAAUUAUUUCUGGGUUAAAAUAAAAAUUUAGAAACGG